AUGUUUUCUCUCGGGGUCUUUCUCAGCUUGCUCAUGGGUUGUAGCUUAUCUGCAGGUGUUACGUUGAAUCUAGCCCCUCUAGACACCGACGUGUCACCACGAACUAAAACCAUAGUUAUCUGUAAUGGGGACAGUGCAGUCUUGAAAUGUGCAUUUGGUGUGCUUCAGAUAACUGCUGCAAACUUUGGACGUACUAAUAGAGGUGCCUGCUUUGGAAGGCGUCCAGUCCUUCCCCAAAACACUAACUGCAACUUCAAUGCGCUGGCUCCUGUUUCACAAAGCUGCAAUGGGCUGCGAAGUUGUGAGCUUUUUGCUACAACUGAUAUCUUCACUGAUCCCUGCCCUGACAUGCGCUCCUAUCUUUCAGUCACCUACUACUGCCUCCCACCUGAAAUCCGUUCAAGUGCGGUCUGUGAAAAUGCUGUUGCUAACUUCAAGUGUGAUGAUGGAUCUCUCCUACACAUACACGCUGCUAACUACGGACGAACCGAUAGCAGUACAUGUGCUGCUGGACGACCUGCUUCUCAAAUUGCCAAAACUAACUGCUAUGCCUCAAAUUCACAGACACUGGUUGCUAAUGCGUGUGAAGGGAAGAACAGCUGUUCCAUUUCAGCCUCCAACGGUGUCUUCUCAGAUCCGUGUUUUGGUACAUACAAGUACCUGUACACUGCAUACUCCUGUGUGCCUCAGUUUUAUUGGAGCUGAUCUUGUGGAUCUGGAUUUUUAGCAUCUUCACAUGGCUACGUUAAGCAUUUAAACAAUCCCAUAUUGUAACAAGCGUUAACAUCUGUUAUUUGGUAUCUUAUGGAAAAUAUUUACCAUGAGAUGGAAUGACUGUAAAAUACUAGUUUGCUAAAUCUAUAUUCAGCCUCUAGUGCAGGUGUCUUGUACUGUCGUCCUUAUGCUUUGGGAGGUUAUAUUCAAUAAACUCUUAAAGGAAA
Danio aesculapii is the source of this 941-nucleotide messenger RNA. RefSeq names its product L-rhamnose-binding lectin CSL3-like. The transcript is spliced from 9 exons. Gene Ontology annotation, molecular function: carbohydrate binding. The record is from RefSeq and is a predicted model, not a curated record. Bases 1 to 705 code for a protein of 234 amino acids. Lineage: Eukaryota; Metazoa; Chordata; Actinopteri; Cypriniformes; Danionidae.